AUGGCGGACCCCGCCGAAUGCAGCAUCAAGGUGAUGUGCCGGUUCCGGCCCCUCAACGAAGCGGAGAUCCUCCGCGGGGACAAAUUCAUCCCCAAAUUCAAAGGCGACGAGACCGUGGUCAUCGGGCAAGGGAAGCCAUAUGUCUUCGACCGAGUCUUGCCUCCCAGCACGACCCAAGAACAGGUUUACAGUGCGUGUGCAAAGCAAAUUGUCAAAGAUGUCCUUGAAGGUUACAAUGGGACAAUUUUCGCUUAUGGACAGACUUCGUCAGGAAAAACGCAUACCAUGGAGGGAAAGCUGCAUGACCCUCAACUCAUGGGGAUCAUCCCACGGAUCGCACAUGACAUCUUUGACCAUAUAUAUUCCAUGGACGAAAACCUGGAGUUUCACAUCAAGGUUUCCUAUUUUGAGAUCUACUUGGACAAAAUCAGGGACUUACUCGAUGUAUCCAAGACAAACUUGGCUGUUCAUGAAGAUAAAAACAGAGUCCCAUAUGUGAAGGGGUGCACUGAGCGGUUUGUAUCCAGCCCCGAGGAAGUCAUGGAUGUGAUAGAUGAAGGCAAAGCAAACCGGCACGUGGCUGUAACAAACAUGAAUGAACACAGCUCUAGAAGUCACAGUAUCUUCCUGAUUAAUAUUAAACAAGAGAAUGUAGAGACCGAGAAAAAACUCAGUGGGAAGCUUUAUCUGGUUGAUUUGGCCGGGAGCGAAAAGGUCAGCAAAACUGGUGCCGAGGGAGCUGUUCUCGACGAAGCUAAAAAUAUCAAUAAGUCUUUGUCUGCUCUUGGAAACGUGAUCUCUGCCUUGGCAGAAGGGACAAAAACACACGUGCCCUACCGGGACAGCAAGAUGACGCGGAUUCUUCAGGACUCCCUGGGUGGGAACUGUAGAACUACUAUUGUGAUUUGCUGUUCUCCUUCUGUCUUCAAUGAAGCCGAGACCAAAUCUACGUUGAUGUUUGGACAAAGGGCUAAGACCAUCAAGAACACAGUCUCUGUGAACCUGGAGCUGACCGCUGAAGAAUGGAAGAAGAAAUACGAGAAGGAGAAAGAGAAAAACAAGACUUUGAAGAAUGUUAUCCAGCAUCUGGAGGUGGAGCUGAACAGGUGGAGAAACGGAGAAGCUGUGCCUGAGGAUGAGCAGAUCAGUGCUAAGGACCAGAAGACCCUGGAGCCCUGCGAUAACACCCCCAUCAUCGACAAUAUUGUUUCCGGGGUCGAUGCUGUUGUCGCCAGCAUCUCUGCUGAAGAGAAGGAGAAGUAUGACGAGGAGCUCUCCAGUCUCUACAGACAACUGGAUGAUAAGGAUGAUGAAAUUAACCAGCAGAGCCAGCUGGCUGAAAAGCUAAAGCAGCAGAUGUUGGAUCAGGAUGAGCUUUUAGCUUCCACAAGAAGAGACUAUGAGAAGAUCCAAGAGGAGCUGACACGGCUCCAGAUUGAAAACGAGGCAGCCAAAGACGAGGUGAAAGAAGUCCUGCAGGCCCUGGAGGAGCUGGCUGUCAACUACGACCAGAAGUCCCAGGAGGUGGAGGACAAGAUGAGGGCCAAUGAGCAGCUGACCGAUGAGCUGGCCCAGAAAACGACCACACUGACAACCACACAGCGAGAGCUGAGCCAGCUGCAAGAGUUUAGCAACCACCAGAAGAAGAGAGCCACGGAGAUCCUGAACUUGCUGCUGAAGGACUUGGGAGAGAUAGGCGGCAUCAUCGGCACCAACGACGUGAAGACCCUGGCAGACGUGAAUGGCGUCAUUGAGGAGGAGUUCACCAUGGCCCGUCUGUACAUCAGCAAGAUGAAGUCAGAGGUCAAGUCCCUGGUGAACCGCAGCAAGCAGCUCGAGAGUGCCCAGAUGGACUCCAACAGGAAGAUGAAUGCCAGUGAGCGGGAGCUGGCUGCCUGCCAGCUGCUCAUCUCCCAGCACGAGGCCAAGAUCAAAUCCCUGACGGACUACAUGCAGAACAUGGAACAGAAGAGGAGGCAGCUGGAAGAGUCCCAAGACUCACUCAAUGAGGAGCUGGCCAAGCUCCGAGCCCAAGAAAAAAUGCACGAAGUCAGCUUCCAGGACAAGGAGAAGGAACAUCUGACGCGGCUGCAGGAUGCUGAGGAGAUGAAGAAGGCGCUGGAGCAGCAGAUGGAGAGCCACCGGGAGGCUCACCAGAAGCAGCUGUCCAGACUUCGCGAUGAAAUUGAGGAGAAGCAGAAAAUCAUUGAUGAGAUUCGGGAUUUGAAUCAGAAACUGCAACUGGAACAAGAGAAGCUCAGUUCUGACUAUAACAAGCUGAAGAUCGAGGACCGGGAGAGGGAGAUGAAGCUGGAGAAGCUCCUGUUGCUCAACGACAAAAGGGAACAAGCCAGGGAGGACCUCAAAGGGCUGGAGGAGACGGUGUCUCGGGAGCUGCAGACGCUGCAUAAUCUCCGCAAGCUCUUCGUCCAGGACCUGACUGCCCGGGUUAAAAAGAGCGUGGAGCUGGACAGCGACGACGGCGGGGGCAGCGCUGCCCAGAAGCAGAAAAUCUCCUUCCUGGAGAACAACCUGGAGCAGCUCACGAAGGUCCACAAACAGCUGGUCCGGGACAACGCGGACCUGCGCUGUGAGCUGCCCAAGCUGGAGAAGCGGCUGCGGGCCACGGCCGAGCGCGUCAAGGCCCUGGAGAGCGCGCUGAAGGAGGCCAAGGAGAACGCCAUGCGGGACCGCAAGCGCUACCAGCAGGAGGUGGACCGCAUCAAGGAGGCCGUGCGCGCCAAGAACAUGGCCCGGAGGGCCCACUCGGCCCAGAUUGCCAAGCCCAUCCGCCCCGGACACUACCCAGCAUCAUCUCCAACAGCCGUUCACGCCAUCCGAGGGGGAGGAGGCGGCUCCUCGAACUCCACUCAUUACCAGAAAUAG
Pipistrellus nathusii (Nathusius's pipistrelle) is the source of this 2886-nucleotide messenger RNA. The record is from the annotation of a GenBank genome assembly. NCBI's taxonomy places the organism in Eukaryota, Metazoa, Chordata, Mammalia, Chiroptera, Vespertilionidae.